GUCAUACACCUAACCGCUUCUAUUAAAAUUGCGUUCUCCACGCUUUCCUGUACUUGCGCUGCCGAGAAGUGCGGCUAUUAUUUUUCUUUCAUGACAAUUACACUGGCAGCACUCUGUCUGUGUGAGACCACGUUCUCCGCAAUAAUUGUACCCACUUCUUUAUGCCUACUUAUAAUCCACUUCUGCUAAAAAAAAGAAAGAAAGCUACACAAAGUGUUCAGAUAUGUUGAUUAAAAUUGUUACUCAAGUACGUCAAGUUACGUUGGACGUUUACGGUAGAGCAAUCACAAGUUCGUAAUGGUCUCACACAACCAACGACAUUGUCUUUUCAUCUCCGCCCAUAGGACUCUGCUCACUGGGCGCUGCAGGAAUUGCCAAGGCGGCAUUUGGGCCACACGCGGUUUUUUCUGUCACUGGCGCUGGGAGGACGUGUCUACGAUGCGCCUGGGAAGAGAGCAUUUAUGGCAAAAAGUGGCAACGACACAGGCCCGCCGCUCUGGAUCGACUUGUCCAAGGUUUGCGCGAACACUUCGUGGGUUAAAGGCUUCCAUGACACAACUCCCAUUGGCGCCUAUUACCAAAGUGUAAAUACCAGUAAGAUGGUGACUUACGACAACGAUAGGUCGUUUCGCACGAAGCUUUGUCGGGGAAAGAAGUCGCUUCUGAAGGCGAAAUACGGUCUGGUUGCCUACAACGUCCACCUCGACGAUGUGAAGAGGAAGUGCCGUACGACAAGCUAUAGCCGCCUCAAGUUUUUAAGAAAGCUGGGGCGCUUCCUGAACGAGAGGUUCCUCGCAGAUUACGACUACGACGAAUGCGCGAGACUCUGGGGAGGAGUCGAACGCAAAUGAGCACAGAAUUCGCACGGCAGAGCACUGCUCUGUGUCUGCAGGUGGUGGCGACGACGUGCCACGCAUUGUUCUGUGAUCGCGUGUCAAAGAAAUGGAACUUUAAUUAUUACACGCGUUUUACCUCUGUUUACUUAUUUGCCACGUCGUUGUACCUCUAGUGCGUUUACAGCAUCGUGCAGUUUCAUAUCUGUGAUACCCUAGAAAUUAUAUGAGCGUUACAAUGUUUCUCGAGGGAAAUGUAUUCUGUCGCAUGCGCGACGUUUGUAUAUUUUUCCUCAUGUGAGGCUGGAGCAAAAAUAAAUAAGAUAAGCGAACGUAGAUAAUGCAGCAGCGUGGGAUGUGUAAAACUAACUGGCUAUGUCUACCUAUAUGAUGUAGCGCGAAGACGCAAUUACAAAGACGAGACACAGAACACGUCACAGGCGCUACUAACAAUUACUAACAAAG
Molecule: messenger RNA, 1298 nt
Organism: Dermacentor andersoni
Lineage: Eukaryota; Metazoa; Arthropoda; Arachnida; Ixodida; Ixodidae
Source: RefSeq, a predicted model, not a curated record